AUGGAAUGGUAUCAAGAGUGGGCUCAUCCUUAUGUGGAAAAUUUGGAUCCGGAGGCGCAGAGACAUUUCAAGAAUGCAGAGAAAGAUAGUUCAAAAUCAAAGACAUCAAUGAAUGAACAAGAAGAUUGGGAGAAGAUGGUGCGACGAAUCGAACACUCCCCCCGUGAGCAAGUUCAAUCUAAGCAAGGAAAAGGCGGUCGAGGUGGUAGAGGUGAAAAAGGUGGUCGUGGUCGAGGUAAAAAAGGUGGCCUUGGUCGAGGUGAAAAAGGUGGCCGUGCUGGAACAAGUGCAAAAGGUGGCCGUACUGGAACAAGUGCAAAAGGUGUCCGUGCUGGAACAAGUGCUCGAGGUGGACGUGGUCGAGGUAAAAAAUCUAGAGUUGUAGAACAAGUUGUGGAACAUGAGUAA
This is a messenger RNA of Papaver somniferum (opium poppy), 408 nucleotides long. Its product is annotated as H/ACA ribonucleoprotein complex subunit 1-like. NCBI's taxonomy places the organism in Eukaryota, Viridiplantae, Streptophyta, Magnoliopsida, Ranunculales, Papaveraceae. The coding region runs from base 1 to 408 and encodes 135 amino acids. The record is from RefSeq and is a predicted model, not a curated record. The transcript is spliced from 2 exons.